Molecule: messenger RNA, 252 nt
Organism: Fusarium pseudograminearum CS3096
Lineage: Eukaryota; Fungi; Ascomycota; Sordariomycetes; Hypocreales; Nectriaceae
Exons: 1
Coding region: 1-252 (83 amino acids)
Source: RefSeq, a predicted model, not a curated record
AUGAUCAUCACACGCGCUCUAUCCAUCACCAACUUUGUUGUCGCCAGCUCGGCGCUCAGCUUCCAGGUUGGCGUGCUAUACCCGUGGCACAAGCAGCUGGAUGACGAUUUUGAAGCACUCAAGAGAGAGCAUCUUCGCGUCCUGACAGCCGUCGAGGGCAAGGUCGGCCGAACACAAGAACCUGCUCUUCUCCAAGAGAACCGACCGGGAAUUCUCAGCAUGAUCGGAAACUUGGCGCCGUGGAAAGCCUGA